This is a messenger RNA of Macrobrachium nipponense, 1367 nucleotides long. Its product is annotated as homeotic protein ocelliless-like. The record is from RefSeq and is a predicted model, not a curated record. The transcript is spliced from 2 exons. NCBI's taxonomy places the organism in Eukaryota, Metazoa, Arthropoda, Malacostraca, Decapoda, Palaemonidae. Bases 369 to 1367 code for a protein of 332 amino acids.
CUGCCGUAGAGUGUGGCGGUGAUUUUGCGUCUCUCGCCCAGGCCUGGCGGACACGUGUUUGCUUGCCCCCGUCUCUCUACCUAGCUGCGUUAUUGGCUGCUCGUGCUUGACAUUUUAUUGAAUUUAAGAAAUUAAGGUUUCCAGUGCAUCAUAUUGCGACAUAUGUCCUUCUUAACAUAGUGGUUAUUCUAAUAUUAAGGAAAUAUUACAGAUAUUUCUGGUGUCAGUGAAGAAAAUAUCUGCUCUGUUUCCGCUUGGCCUCUUUCGUCGGUCGCACAAGCGAGAGAGAGAGAGAGAGAAAUAAAAAGAAAUGAUGAUGCGGUGUGUGUGUGCGUCUGUCUCGUCCGUUUCCAUCGGUUAGAAGCGAUAUGAGUCCGGAGGUCGAGGGAAAGGAUGUGCCACCCGUCAAGUCUCCCUCUCCUCAACCUUUGACUCAGACAGGAGCCUCUGAGCUGAUUGCCCCUGUCAUCUCUGUCGAGGAGGCUUCUCUGUCCCAAGGGAUCCACAACUGUCCUGGGCGUCUAUCCCAAGGGGUUCACAGCUGUUCCGAGUGUCUGCCCCUAGGGGAUCGAAACGGCCCCGAGAGUGUCGCCCUAGGGAACCACAGUAGUCCCGAGUAUCUACCCCGAGGGAACCACGUCAGUCCCGAUUGUCUCUCCCUAGGGAAUCACAAAGGUCCCGAAGGCCCCUUCCAAGGGAACCACUGCAACCUCGGGAACCUACCCCAGGGGAAUCGCAGCAACCCCGAGAGCCUGUCCCGAGGGACCCACAACAAUUCCGAGAGCCUCUCCCAAGGGAGUCACAACCACAUCGACAGCAGCAGCAGCACCAGCAGCAACAAAGGCUCUCGAGGUCGCAGUCCCUGCCGGCCCACAGCGAGCGAUGGCUCGGCUAAUCACCAACACCACCACAACCACCACAGCAGGAGCAGACGCAGCGGCGGCGGCGGCUGCAGCGGCUGUGGCGGCAAAGUCAAGUUCUCCGAAGACAAGAAGAAGGACACCGUCGUCCUGAAGGACCAGGGAAACGGGGUGGCCAAGCACGUCCUCUCCGACAGAGCUCCCCGGGUAGCUGGUGGUGGUGGUACUGCCGCUGCGGUAGGAGCCGCCGCUGCUGCCGCGGCCCUUGUCACGGCUGCGUCUUCGUCAGGCUUGAUCCCAGACAUAGGGUCGAGCAGGCAGAGGCCGAGGGACCCCCACGCUACCCUGCGUCAGCACUACUAUCCUGAAGGCGGGUGGGGCUGGGUCAUCAUCGGGAUGGCUACGGGCAUGCACCUCCUGUGCCACGGCCUGCAGACGUCCUUUGGGGCAUUGCUGGGCAUUAUUUGCUUCAAGUUUCAGUACGGGGCUUUACUUACAGGUGAGUGA